This is a messenger RNA of Lethenteron reissneri (Far Eastern brook lamprey), 7888 nucleotides long. Its product is annotated as switch-associated protein 70-like. The record is from RefSeq and is a predicted model, not a curated record. Gene Ontology annotation, cellular component: cytoplasm; nucleus. NCBI's taxonomy places the organism in Eukaryota, Metazoa, Chordata, Hyperoartia, Petromyzontiformes, Petromyzontidae.
ACAGGGAGAGGUGACAGGGAGAGAGAGUGGGGAGAGAGAGUGGGGAGAGGUGACAGGGAGAGGUGACAGGGAGAGCGUGAAGUUCAGAGAGAGAGGAAAAGGGGAGCGAGAGGAAGAGAGAGGGAAGACAAGGGAGUCUGCAGCCACGGGUGGCUGUGUGGAGGAGUGGCUGUGUGGAGGAGUGACUGUGUGGAGGAGUGGUUGUGUGGAGGAGUGACUGUGUGGAGUGAAGGGAGAGGCAGGGAGGAGAGGGAGGAGAGAGGGAGUAGAGAGGGAGGAUGUCUCUCCGCGAGGAGCUGCUCAAGUCCAUCUGGCACGCGUUCACUGCGCUGGACGCGGACAAAAGCGGGAAGGUGUCCAAGUCUCAGCUCAAGGUGUUGUCCUACAACCUGUGCACGGUGCUCAACGUGAGCCACGACCCCGUGGCGCUGGAGGCUCACUUCCGCGAUGACGACUCGGGCCCUGUGUCCAGCCAGGGCUACAUGCCCUACCUCAACACCUACAUCCUCGACAAGGUGCAGAAGGGCGGCUAUGACAAGUGCCAGUUCGACGAGGUGUGCUGGAUGAUCGCGGCAAAGAAGAACUUCUUGCGCAACCGUGCCGACGCCGCCAUCAUCAGCCACAACGACGCCUUCAAGCUCUGGAGGAUCUUCAACUUCCUGUCGGAGGAUACGUAUCCACUCAUCAUGGUGCCCGAGGAGGUGGAGUUCCUGCUGCGCAAGCUCGUGGCGGCGAUGGGGGGCGACUGGCAGUCGGCCGAGACUCCGGAGCUGCGCAUGCUGCUGGGCGGCAGCAAGCGCAGCAGCUCGGCGGAGGAGCGGGGAGGAGGCGGCGUCUCCGUGUGGGAGCUGCUCUCCUUCCUGGACGCCCAGCCGCUCACGCCCGGCCUCGAGCCGCGCGCCGUCUCCUUCGCCAUCGACGACGUCCACGAGGAGUUCCUCCUCGACGUCAUGAAGAAGGGCAGCCUCAGCAAAAAGGGCCACCGGCGUAAGAAUUGGACGGAGCGAUGGUUCGUGCUGCGGCCGGGCACCAUGUCAUACUACAUGAGCGAGCACCAAAAGGAGAAGAAGGGAGACAUCGUGCUGGAGAGGCCCUGCUCUGUAUCGUCGAUCGUAGACAAAGACGGCAGGAAGUGCUUGUUCAUGAUCAAGGGCUUGGAGAAGAGCUUCGAGAUCAGCGCGUCCGACCCUCGGCAGAAGCAGGAGUGGAUCACGGCCCUGCAGGCGUCCAUCCGCCUGCGCGACGAGGGCAAGUGCUCGCCGCACGCCGAGCUGCGCCAGCGGCGGCGCGAGGAGCGGGGGCGGCGGCGCGAGGAGCAGGCGGAGCUGGCGCGGCGCAUGACGGAGCUGCAGGCGGCGCGCGACACCCAGAACCGGGAGCUGCAGCAGCUGGCGCAGGCCCAUCGCGAGGCGGAGGCGCGAGCCGUCCUGGAGGAGCAGCUACGUCUGCAGAGCCAAGUGGAGCUGCAGAAGCGCUAUGAGUUCGAGCUGCUCAAGGAGAAGCAGGUGAUCGCGGGCAUGGAGGCGGAGAUGGCGGUGCGGGCGCUCGAGGCGGAGAUGCAGCAGCGGCGGAUCCACGAGCUGGAGGAGAUGCACACGCAGCUGCGCGUCGCGCUGGAGGCGGAGCGCCGCAGCAAGCGCGACGAGGAGGCGGCGCGCGAACUGCAGGCGCGGCUGCUGCAGGAGGAGGCGGCGAAGCGUCACGAGCUGGAGCGGCUGCGCCAGCAGCAGGAGCUGGAGAUGGAGGUGACGCGGCAGGAGAAGGCCGUGCUGGAGAUGGAGCGUGCCGAGCGCGACGUCGCGCUGCGCGAGGCCGGGCAGCAGCUCGAGCAGCUGGAGCAGGAGCGGCAGCAGGCGCAGCUCAAGUACCAGGAGGCUUCGGAGCGGCUUGCGUCGGCGAGCACGCGCACCCAGAGCUGGCGCGAGCGCGUCAAGGAGUGCGAGUCCCUGCUGCGACCCAUCAGGCCAGGCGACCGGCCGGCAGCCAUUGUCUCCCACCGCGGCCAGGGGGCCUUCACCAAGGAAGAGUUCAACAUCUACCGCAAGAAGAAGGAGUCUGUGGACGCCGGCGACGACGGCGAAGAGGUGGCGGCCGCGUCGGCAGCUGCCCCCAUCGCAUACGGCCGGGAGUGAAGGGCGGAGACCGGAGAAGUCACCCCAUGAACCUCCCCGGCCAUGACGAGGGGGUCGAAAUGGCCGUGACGACCCCCGUCUGAGUGAAGACUCUCCCUGACUGUGACGACCCCCAUCCGAGUGAAGUCUCUCCCUGACUGUGACGACCCCCGUCUGCGUGAAGUCUCUCUCUGACCGUGACGACCCCCGUCUGAGUGAAGUCUCUCUUUGACCGUGACGACCCCCGUCUGAGUGAAGUCUCUCCCUAACUGUGACGACCCCCGUCUGAGUGAAGUCUCUCCCUGACUGUGACGACCCCCGUCUGAGUGAAGUCUCUCUCUGACCGUGACAACCCCCGUCUGAGUGAAGUCUCCCUGACCGUGACAACCCCCGUCUGAGUGAAGUCUCUCCCUGACCGUGACAACCCCCGUCUGAGUGAAGUCUCUCUCUGACCGUGACGACCCCCGUCUGAGUGAAGUCUCUCCCUGACCAUGAUGACCCCCGUCUGAGUGAAGUCUCUCUCUGACCGUGACGACCCCCGUCUGAGUGAAGUCUCUCUCUGACCGUGACGACCCCCGUCUGAGUGAAGUCUCCCUGACCGUGACGACCCCCGUCUGAGUGAAGUCUCUCCCUGACCGUGACGACCCCCGUCUGGGUGAAGUCUCUCUCUGACUGUGACGACCCCCGUCUGAGUGAAGUCUCCCUGACCGUGACGACCCCCGUCUGAGUGAAGUCUCUCCCUGACUGUGACGACCCCCGUCUGAGUGAAGUCUCUCUCUGACCGUGACGACCCCCGUCUGAGUGAAGUCUCUCCCUGACUGUGACGACCCCCGUCUGAGUGAAGUCUCUCCCUGACUGUGACGACCCCCGUCUGAGUGAAGUCUCUCCCUGACUGUGACGACCCCCGUCUGAGUGAAGUCUCUCCCUGACUGUGACAACCCCCGUCUGAGUGAAGUCUCUCCCUGACUGUGACGACCCUCGUCUGAGUGAAGUCUCUCUCUGACUGUGACGACCCCCGUCUGAGUGAAGUCUCUCUCUGACUGUGACGACCCCCGUCUGAGUGAAGUCUCUCUGACUGUGACGACCCCCGUCUGAGUGAAGUCUCUCUCUGACCGUGACGACCCCCGUCUGAGUGAAGUCUCUCCCUGACUGUGACGACCCCCGUCUGAGUGAAGUCUCUCUCUGACCGUGACGACCCCCGUCUGAGUGAAGUCUCUCCCUGACUGUGACGACCCCCAUCUGAGUGAAGUCUCUCCCUGACUGUGACGACCCCCGUCUGAGUGAAGUCUCUCCCUGACUGUGACGACCCCCGUCUGAGUGAAGUCUCUCCCUGACUGUGACAACCCCCAUCUGAGUGAAGUCUCUCCCUGACUGUGACGACCCCCGUCUGAGUGAAGUCUCUCUCUGACUGUGACGACCCCCGUCUGAGUGAAGUCUCUCUCUGACCGUGACGACCCCCGUCUGAGUGAAGUCUCUCCCUGACCGUGACGACCCCCGUCUGAGUGAAGUAUCUCCCUGACCGUGACGACCCCCGUCUGAGUGAAGUCUCUCCCUGACCGUGACGACCCCCGUCUGAGUGAAGUCUCUCUCUGACCGUGACGACCCCCGUCUGAGUGAAGUUUCUCCCUGACCGUGACGACCCCCGUCUGAGUGAAGUAUCUCCCUGACCGUGACGACCCCCGUCUGAGUGAAGUCUCUCUCUGACCGUGACGACCCCCGUCUGCGUGAACUCUUCAGGCACUGCUGUCUUAAUGAUUUAGGCCUGGUGGCUUCAUGGGGGGCCGGGGUUUGUGUUGAGGCACCCUGAAGAUGAGUGUGUGGCUGACUGGAGCUGGGUAGAUAUCUUCAAAUGGCGCUGUGGGCUGCGGUCGUUGUUGAAGCACCUCUGAGGUCACGGGUUCAAACGUCGGAGCCUUCGUGCUCUCACGCUUACUGAUGGCUGCACUGGGGUGGCUAAGUCAGGAGCGUCCAGGUUCUGAGUUCAAUCCGACGUAGGGGCCAAUGUAAAAUGAUUGAAAUUUUCAAGACCGUCCCCUGCACCCCCAUCACCAGAUCCGCCUCCGUGGAAGCCUGUGUCUGACUGUGCAGCCAGCAACCUUAGACACAUAGGUUCAGUUCCUGGAGCUGGUGGAACCUCACUGGGCUGGGACUGAGCCACUCCAACUGACCUGAUCGGUUCACGCUCUGAGGACUUGAACUCCGAACCCCAGUCUAAUGCACAUUGCAUUGUAUGCAGAGACUCGCUCACACAUUAUUCUUCAUAUUUUAACAUGUAGCAUUGUGUUACGUUGCUUAAAUGAGCAUACGGGGCUUCUUCCAUCAGAUUACCGUUAGGUUUUAUUAGUAGCUACAAGGUUUAUACGUGUAACCUUAACAGCAGGCUGUAAACUUAGAGCUGGCAUGAAACCGUGGGUCAUUGUUGCAAAGCUACAUUGUCCAAAAUAGAAAUCGCUUCCAUGUCAUUUGAAGUCAUUAGCACAGAGUGUUACGUGUAAAAAUAAUUGUAUUAAAAAAGAUAAACGAAUGGUCAUUAAUCUGGCUUCAUAAGGUGCAGCGGCAGACCAGUGCUGUUAGCAAGCACCUGUUAAGGCCGGCGAUGCACGUGACCUGGGUGGUGUGGCGAGCACCACGCCCAGCCACCUUUAUCUCCCCAGCGCUGAUGUUUAGGCAGUGUUGACCUCAGCGGAGGUCAUGGACAGGUUGAGAUACCACUCGGUUGACGUUGUGCACAUACAGAAAUCGAAGCCAGGUCACGGGGGCCACAGAGCCGUGCGCUAACAGCUGCACCACUGCUCCUCAUACAUUCGGGAUGACUUUUCUCAUUUACAUACUUCGGAUGCAAAAAUAAAUUCAGAUCUUUUUUUUAUAAAAAUGUUGGGUCCUUUAUUAGUUUUAGGGACCAUUUUCAGAUUUUUAAGAAUAAGUUUGGGUCUGUUAUCAGAUGUAGGGACCGUGUGCGUGACGUAAUCAUUUAAUGCACGAGAGGGCACGGGAUUCACGUCAUGUGACCUCCUCUCCUGUGAUGUCAUACACAUCCUAAAUACAUAUAUAUAUAUAACAACACGUAUAUCCGUUUCGCCACAUAAAAUAUAAAAGUAUUUCUUACAUAACCCACCAGCCACCACAGCCUCUUGGGAGUGAGUCAUUGACCAGUUUGGACAUCCAGUGUCUCGUCAGGAAUAAUACGCGCACACACAUAUAGAGUGAGUGUCGAACAUAUGGAAGAUAUAUGGAAGGAUAUAUGUUUUCAAGUUGUAGUGUAGUUAUAGGUUAGACAGAUCGAUCUAUAUAUAUGGGUUUUAUAUAUAUGUGGCAGUACGGCACGUGAGGGCAGGUGAUGGGGCCAUCCUUGUCUCCCUCAAUGCUAAUGGCGACUUCUUUUCACCAGGUAUUAAUUUAAGGCUGAGUAGAACUAGGGGAGAUACAGGGCAGGGUCAGAUGCCACACACAUGUCCGGAAAUCAAAACCCAGGAAUCGCAAAGCAGAGUGCAAACCGCUGUGCCACCGCUCCAAAGACAACUGACUUUUGGGGAAAGUGCUGUUAGUGAGCACCUAUGAAGGAUGGCACAGAACACGAGGGGGUGGGUGGGUGGCCAGCACCACGCCUGGCAGUCUUUGUCUCACGUUUUUUACACACAUAUAUAGGCGAUUUUUGUUGUUCAAGAGCCAAGGAUACAGCAGGAAUAUCAGAGAAAGGGCGAGAGACUGCUUAACACGCGACCUAUAUCAUCGAUAAUAUAGGUAUUUUUGGGUUAUAUUGUGUAAAUACCACGUGCGUUCAAGCCGAGUCCAGUUACAGUCAACCUGCUCAACUGACCAAUGGCGUGACGCUCAUCUCCAUUGGUGGCACCAAGCCGAUGGUGGAAAUUCCACGUUCCUAUGGCGGUGGGGGGGGGGGGGGCAAGGGGGAGCAAAAUCUUCAUGGGAUGGACUUAAAUGUUGACCUUCCCACAAAGUGAUUACUCAGUUUAUCAACAUCGGCUCAGCCGACCCCUGAAUGGGAAUUUAACUUGCAUGCUUCCCGUUGUGAGUCAAACCACCAAAAGCACAGAUAAUAAUAACAACAACAAACUCAACACAUCCGCCACAAUGUCUCCCCACCACAAGUUGAGUUUAAUGUAGAAAGUGUUAAGGUCGGACCCCGGAGAGGAAGCCCUCGCAUUGUAAACUUCAACAACUUUCUCACACUGGGGGCUAAAUAGAGGACACCGGAUUUACGUGGCCGCGUGUCAACUACGCUCUAGUCUGGAUUAUAAUACCAAUCCCAAUGACCGCCAUUCACCCCUGCGAUGUGUCACCACGGCGCCUGUGCCAGGCCGGACACACCUUGAGGCCACGUGAAGUGUCGCAGGCUCGCUGACAGGAGGUCACGGGACAGACCCCAGCAAAGUGCCAUGGGGUUGGCUGAGAUGACUAGCAGAUGCACCAGCUGUGCCCCCCAUACUGUGCCAACUUUGCUGCAUGAGGAUUAUAAUAAGCCCAUAUUCCCACCUGUGUUAGAAAGAAGAAGUCGAGGGUGCAUCUUAGACGUGUGCGUGUGUGAGUUCAACCCAGACUCGUGGAAAAUAAGAAUAGGUUUUACCCUUUCUGGCAACCACAAGAGGUGUUAAGAUGUUCAAACACCACAAAUGCCUGUUGCAAGGGAUCGAAGUCUGCAUUAACCACAAGUGCUUGCGGUAAACAUGCAAACAAACAUGCUCUGAUACUUAGAAAAGCAUUGUCUUUGAAACUGAUCGGCGUACACCAGAGAACCUUCUUCAUGACCUAGUUCUUACCAUAAAGUCACGUAGAAGGGAAAUAAUAAAAUUAUAAAAAUACAACGUAAUAAAAUAAAAUUCUCACGACGUUGUGACUUUACCGAAAGAACCAAGAAUAUGAAUCCCUGCAGUCACGAAAGCUUAAAUCGAAAUGUAGUUCUUACCAGUUUCAGACGAGAGAACAGCGCCAAGAGACGAACAGUACAAAGACGACGCACAGAACAUUUAUAGCUCGGGGUGAGCAACUGCAUUGACACGGGACACAAGAUUGGAAGGGGGGUGGGGGGUGCGUUUCACUUCCUCAGAGUGUCAAUCAAUCAGCAAAAUACGGCGCAGUUCUAAACCAUUGUGUGUACAUUGCAGCAAAUUAGCAUAAGAUGCUGUUCUACGACGUUUAUUUCAGUAUUGACGUGAUUGUACCUCUUAGCCGGAUUAAUAUAAGAUUCUAGAUUAAACCUAAUUCCUGUACAUUGUUUUCCAAUAAACUAUUUGUGUAAGCAGUUCUGUACUUAACUGCACGUCGCAUAAAUAUCUCAAUGAACGGUGAUGCUCUGGUUUGUCAGAUCACUUGUUAAUCCAUUACUUAAUUCAACAACAAUAUUCGUUUACUAUUUAGGAAAGAACUAAUAUAUAUACGAUAUACCAUGACAAUAACAAUGACACCAUAAUGUGAUUUUAAGUAAUGAACAAAAAGUUAUGCAGGAUAAGUGUUUGGAAAUAUGUUGUUGUUUGUAAAGAGAAGCCCUUUGAGAUGCGAUUUUUAUAUUGCGUGAACAUUGUAUGUUUUACAACUAUUUAGAUGCCUGACAUAUGUAAUAAGCAAUGUACAUUUAAUGAAAGUUGUAUUGUUUGUCACGUUCACUCUUUUUAACAUUUGUUUUCUUUUUUACAUUUGUCUUGCAAGCAAAAAACUAAUUUACGUUUUAGAAACGUAAGUUUUACCAAGCCUUGUAAGAGAGUGUGGAUUUUUUUAAGUUUUGCUUUUUAAACGAACCUUAUCAAAUAAAAUCUCAUCUGACU